This is a messenger RNA of Mercurialis annua (annual mercury), 628 nucleotides long. RefSeq names its product cytochrome c oxidase copper chaperone 1-like. Gene Ontology annotation, cellular component: mitochondrial intermembrane space. Bases 186 to 425 code for a protein of 79 amino acids. Gene Ontology annotation, molecular function: copper ion binding; copper chaperone activity. The transcript is spliced from 2 exons. The record is from RefSeq and is a predicted model, not a curated record. NCBI's taxonomy places the organism in Eukaryota, Viridiplantae, Streptophyta, Magnoliopsida, Malpighiales, Euphorbiaceae.
UAACAAUAAAACAUAAACUCAAAAUUCAUACAAAACCAUUUUCCUCUUCCAGGUGCCCUUUAAGCUCGCUGCCGCCGCCAUCCGCCCUCCUUCGCCGUCGCUUCCGCUGCCUUCGCCGUCGCUUCCAGUCCUGUCUCUUUUCGUCCGCUGCAAUCAAUACAUUUCGAACCACUAUUUCAAUAAAAAUGGGCGCGCUGCCUUUGCAAGGUGCUUCCUCAACAGUAGCUUUGCCAGGUUCGGAACAAAAUAAGGGUCCGUCAAUUACUACUACUGCACCAGAAAAGCCGAAAAAGAAGAUAUGUUGUGCCUGUCCUGAUACAAAGAGGCUCAGAGAUGAAUGCAUUGUGGAGCAUGGUGAAUCUGCUUGUGCAAAAUGGAUCGAGGCUCAUCGUCUAUGCCUUCGUGCCGAGGGCUUUAAUAUUUGAAAUUGAUCAAAUUGUUAAGCUGAUAAACAUAUACUACUAGUUUUGAGGGUAUAGGAAAAUUGAUUUCAGAAUUAUACUUGCCUUUUAAUAGUUGAGGAAUAAAGCUGGAAAAGGGUUAGUGUUUCGGGACAACUUCAUCUGUUUUAUAACAAUUGAAAUUGGAUGUAUACAUUGAUGAAAACUUAGUUUGUGCUGUUGUCUCA